Molecule: messenger RNA, 608 nt
Organism: Pieris brassicae (large cabbage white)
Lineage: Eukaryota; Metazoa; Arthropoda; Insecta; Lepidoptera; Pieridae
Gene: Sf3b6
Product: splicing factor 3B subunit 6
Exons: 3
Coding region: 172-552 (126 amino acids)
Cellular component (GO): cytoplasm; ribonucleoprotein complex; nucleus
Molecular function (GO): mRNA binding
Source: RefSeq, a predicted model, not a curated record
UCUGUGACAGUUCAAGUUUCUUGCACGCUUGGAAUUAUCAAUAGUAAACUUGUUGAAAAUUGUAAAUAAUCGUGAAUCAAGCUAAUUUAUAAGAUACAUUCUGAUUCUGUAUAACGUGGAACUAAAAUAGUGUAUCAGAGUCUAGAAACGAAUAAAUUAAAUACGUGAAGGAUGGCUUUAGCUCUGCAAAGGAGAGCCAAUGUACGGCUUCCUCCGGAAGUUAAUAGAAUACUUUACAUUAGAAAUCUUCCAUAUAAAAUAUCUGCUGAAGAAAUGUAUGAUAUAUUUGGAAAAUAUGGAGCUAUAAGACAAAUUAGAGUGGGUAACACACCCGAAUCAAGAGGGACAGCAUUUGUUGUCUAUGAAGACAUAUUUGAUGCAAAAAAUGCAUGUGACCAUUUAUCUGGGUUUAAUGUAUGUAAUAGAUAUUUGGUUGUCUUAUACUACAGAUCUAAUAAAGCAUUCAAAGGUAUAGAUAUUGAUAAGAAACAAGAAGAAAUAGAUACACUGAAAAAGAAGUAUGGAAUAUCUUCAGAAGAUUUAAGAAAAUAAUUAAUUUUAACAUAUAAGAAUAUAAAAUAAGGUUUAUAAUGUUGUUUCUUUUUCUC